CCUGUGUCUUGCUUGGCAGCACACGGCUAACUUAACGUAGGAGUUCUUGCAGAGCAGGACACACACACACACACACACGGACGCACAAUGGAGGAUACAUCACCAAAGAACCAGGGAGCGCAGCUGCAGGAAAUGAGCCCAAAAGAUGCGGGUGAGUGGGAGAAACCACCAUACUCGUAUGUUGCGCUCAUCGCCAUGGCCAUCAAUGACAGCUGGGGCAAGAGGGCAACUCUGAGCAUCAUUUAUGACUACAUCUCCUCCAGGUUCCCCUUCUAUCGCAAGAACAAGAAGAGCUGGCAAAACGGCAUCAGACACAAUUUGUCUCUGAAUGAAUGUUUCAUCAAGGUGCCCCAGGAGACAGAUUUGGGGAAGAAGCGCAACUACUGGAUGCUUGACCCCGCCUUUGAUGGCAUGUUCAAACAUGGCAACUACCGGCGCCGUCACAGGGUGAAGAAAGUUCAACCAGACCUGCUUUUCCUGUCGCCGCACUAUGUGGAUGCCUCCUGGGGAAUGUGUCAGCCUCGAUCACACCAACAGGUGCUCCAUCAAACCGAAGUGAGCUCCUACUUCCCACUGCCGCCGCCACCGCCGCCGCCUCACUUCCACCCUCUCUCCCCCUACGGGAUUUAUCACCAGCAGCCGGUUCUGGUGCCGCACAACGCAUAUCCAUACGGCACUGUGACCCAGCCAGUCAGCCCAGGCGGGGACACUGUGCUUGUGGGGUGCGGCUACCAGACCACAGAGGGGCGAGUUGAGCCCUUAGAGCAAUACAAUGGACAAAAGAAGACCAAUUCACUAUUUAGGUGGCAGCAGAGUUGAUGCUUCUUACUUUAUUCAAUAUUUAUCAAUCAAUCAAAGUGUAUUCAUAUAGUCCUUAAUCACAAGUGUCUCAAAAGGCUGCACAAGCCACAACAACAUCAGAUCCCACAUCAGGGCAAGAGAGAACUCAACCCAAUGGGAUACAAUUGGAAACCUUGGAGGGGACCACAGAUGUGGGCAAGCCCCCCCCCCCCCCCCCCUGUCCCCACCUGGGCGACCGGUGCAAUGGACGUCGAGUGGAUCUAGUUAAUAGUGUGAGAGUCACGUCAAUAGUGGGGCCAGCAGGAGAUCAUCUUGAGUAGAGACAAGUCGGCAACUGAUGCACAGAUGAGUGGUCCACCCUUGGUCCCGACUUUGAACAGUUAGCGGGUCAUCUGUGGUCACCUAACAACCUCUGCAUGCAGGAGAGGGGGGGGGGGGGCAGAGCAGAAAAGAGGCGGCAGAUCAACUGGUCUAAAAGGGGGAGGGGUCUAUUUAAAGGUUAGCACAUACAAAUUAUUUUUAAGAUUGUACUUAAAUGCUUAAAUGUACUUAUUAUGAGAUUACAAAUGACAUUAUUAUGUGGCUCCAGCACCCCCUGCAACCCUAAUAGGGACAAGCGGUAGAAAAUGGAUGGAUAUAUGGAUCAUUAUGCUGUUAACAGCCAGAUUCAGUGAUGUCCAUGAAGUGAAUGUUAUUUAUUUCAGUUUUUAGGCUCUUGUGCAAAAGUGUAUUGCACUUACAGCUGUUUUACUGGCUUGAUGUGAAGUGCAUCAUGUUUGGUGACUAAUAUCAUGUCUAGGCUGGCUCGCUCGAAGUCAGCUGGGAUAGGCUCCAGCUUAUACCUGUGAACCUAAUGAGAAUAAGCAUUAUAGAAAAUGAAUGAAUGUUGAAUAAAUAAAGUUGCACUGAAGUAUAGGCUGCAUAAUGUUUAUACUUGCACAAUUCAACAUGUCUGUGAAGCAGGGGCGUCAAACUCACGUUCAUCGAGGGCCACAUUGCAGAUACCAAAGACCUUGGAGGGCGGCUUCAUGAUUUUAUACACAAUUUCUACAUUGUUUGAUUAUUAUCAGUGUUUACCAACAAACUUAUGGAAAACUUGCUUUGGAAUCGAAAAUCAAAGUGACAACUUAAAUUAGGCUAAUGUAGAAUGUUCAUUAGAAAAGGGUUUUGAUGACAAAAAAGCAAGGAAUAGCUUGUUGCAUCAAAUAACAUUGAGUUAAGAAAUGCAUUUGCAUGCAUUUGUGCAUUUUUUAAAUGUCAAAAUGUAAAUACAUUUGUAAAUAAAGAUGAAAUGCCUUA
Messenger RNA from Nerophis ophidion (straightnose pipefish), 2100 nucleotides. It is a transcript of the gene foxl2l, whose product is annotated as forkhead box L2-like. The record is from RefSeq and is a predicted model, not a curated record. Lineage: Eukaryota; Metazoa; Chordata; Actinopteri; Syngnathiformes; Syngnathidae. Gene Ontology annotation, biological process: regulation of transcription by RNA polymerase II; anatomical structure morphogenesis; cell differentiation. Bases 88 to 819 code for a protein of 243 amino acids. The transcript has a single exon. Gene Ontology annotation, molecular function: DNA-binding transcription factor activity, RNA polymerase II-specific; RNA polymerase II cis-regulatory region sequence-specific DNA binding.